UUAAUGAAUGAGCUGGCGAGAGAGCGCAGAGAGUGAGAGUGUGGGAGAGUAGACAAAGCUCUAGCCGUCACUGCCGCUGCUGCUGCUGCCAACAGGUGAGCGCAACGCAAAGCUAAAGCCGUCGGUUGCUCAGUUGAACAUUUGCAGUCAAAGCCAGAGGCGGCACGAGUGCUAUACAGCGCUUGAAACGUGUGAGAACGGAACACUUAAAGCAAAACGGUAAAAGGGCUUUGGCUGAGCUGAGCACUAGCUGAGCGGCGAGCACGCCUUAGAGCCAAGCUAAGCUCGGCUUUUUGCUUUUGGGUGUGCCGAGGCAGUGUGACGAGAACGCGUGAGCGGCCAACACGUAAACGACGCGCUGUGCGCUGCGCCUAAAACAAAAUUAAAAUACAAAACAGAAAAAACUCAGUUAAAAAUACACAAGCAACAGCAGCGGCAAGUCAAGUGUGAAUUGUUAUUGAGGUUAUGUAAGCGGCAAAAAGCGAACUAACAAAACGCUAACACAAAGCGUAUUCGCUCAGCGAGGCAAAACACGUUCAAUUACAACAAUUUCAGACACGCGUCAACAUCGCACAUUCCUUAAAACUGUAAAAAAACUUAAAAGAAACCUAAUGGAGCACGACGCCAAUGCACAGGCGCAGGCGCAAGCGUCGACUGCGACAGCGACUGCGAUGCAAGCGCACCCGCUGCAGGAUGUGCCGCUGAAUGAUAGCAGCGGCGAUAUGGCUGCAGCUGAUGACGUACAACUGACGACCAAAAAUUGGGUUAAAUUCGACGACGAGGCAGACAGCAGUGAAAAAAAUAAUAACAGUAACAGUAACAGUAACAGUAACACUGGCGAUGCCAGUGCCACACAACAACAACAGCAGCAACAAAACAAGUUAGCUCUGCCGCCACCGCCGCCGUCUGUGGUCAGCAGCAACAACAAGCGACGUGCGCGCUCGCGCAGUCCCAAUGAGCUGGCCACUGCUACAGCAAGUUCAGCGCCUGUGCAGCGCUCUGCAGUUUCCUCAACGACAGCUGGCUCGACGCCAUUGCCGGAUGUGACGCCGGCUGUUCUGACAACUGAGAGCACCCACGUUAAUCUCAAUGCAUCCGGCAGUGGCAGCACUCCGCCCCGCCACCCACUGCAGCUAAUAAACCAAAAAGCUACUGCAGCCGCAACAACUUUGGCUUCAUCAUCAACUGCAGCAGCAGCAGCAGCAGCUGCAGCAUCGGUGACCGCUACUCAUCCAAAUGGCAGUGGUGCCAACAGCAACAACAACAACAACAACAACAACAGCAGCAGCAGCAACGGCGCUAAUGCCAACAGCAAAAGCAUCUCCAUUCCAGUGGAUCAAGCCUCCGGAAUGCGCACAAUUGAGUUGUCAACGGGUCGCAUACGUGAGGGUUUCGCUAAUGGCGAUGUGAUUGUCACUCUGCUGCCGGCCAACACGAAAUGGCCAUGGAUAACGCCGGCCAUAUUUCGACCGGAGCUGGUGCCCGAGGAGCUGAUGGCGCAGGGCUUGACGCUGACUGUGGAGGACUAUGUGAAUGCAAUGGAGACGCUGGUCAACGACUAUCGCUUUACAGUGUACAACAUUUGCUAUAAGCGCAUACUCGUCUGCUGGAUACUGUUUGCGUUCGCUGUGCUGCUGGCGCUGCUCUUCUCUGGGCUGCAGGGCGUGGCACUGUUUGCCUUGGGCGUCGGCUGGCUAUUCCUCAAUGCGGCUGCCAUAUUUCUGUGCAUGUGGGUGAAGCUGCGCCUGUCGCGCGGCCUGGAGAAGUGUUUGGCGCGCGUGAAUAAGCAAUUGAUGCGGCACAAGAUACUGCUGGUGCUGGACGAUCGGGGUCGCAUCUCCUGUCACAAGGUCAACCUGUGCUUCAUGUACUUCGAUGCGACGCAGUGUGUCAGCUUUUUGAACGAAUUCCUCGAGCACACCGAACAGAAUGGCGGCGAGGCCAUCAAGGCGGGCUGGGAGGCCAAGCUGGAUAUCGAUGUCAAUGAUAUUGUCAUACAGGGCACUCAGCCGAUGCGCCUCUCCCGCAAGCAGGCCUUUGCCCAGGAGCUGUUUCUCAGCUAUCUGCAGCGCUGGGGCAAGGACUUUCUGCGCCGCCGCCUCGAUUGGACCGUGCAGGAGGCGGGCGUCCAUGAGACACCACGACAUCUGCAGUCAUCGAUUUGCCCCUGCCAAUACGAGGAGGAGCUGCUGCGUAACAAGAUCAAGAUCAGUCUGCAGCAUCGUCAGUGCUGCGGCGUCAACUGCAUGGGCUGCUGGCUGUAACGAUAACAAUAACGAUAACGAUAACAACCACGUCCACUGCUGUUUGUGUAUUAUUCUUUUACUUUCCGUUUGAUUGUACGAUUAAAAAAAGCUGUUGAAAACGAAGCUCCAAUAUUUUGA
Molecule: messenger RNA, 2384 nt
Organism: Drosophila hydei
Lineage: Eukaryota; Metazoa; Arthropoda; Insecta; Diptera; Drosophilidae
Exons: 5
Coding region: 612-2264 (550 amino acids)
Source: RefSeq, a predicted model, not a curated record